Cydia splendana is the source of this 6233-nucleotide messenger RNA. RefSeq lists its product as uncharacterized. NCBI's taxonomy places the organism in Eukaryota, Metazoa, Arthropoda, Insecta, Lepidoptera, Tortricidae. The transcript has 5 exons. The coding region runs from base 525 to 2423 and encodes 632 amino acids. The record is from RefSeq and is a predicted model, not a curated record.
GAUUGGUCGAUAAGUUGUCUCUUCCAUUCUUUGCCGAGUUGCGCAAAAAUUAGCAUUUUUGACUCUCACUCAUCACGGCUGCCAUGUUUUUUUUCAUGUGGGGUUUGUGUGUAUAAAAUAUAUCAUGUUAAUUUAACCCCAUAUAAACUAUUACAGAUAAAGGGGGUGCACCGAGUGCGUCAUUUGCGAAAAUAGCUAGUGACAAUGCGAUUGCACAUGCACUAGACGCGGUACCGUCUAAAAUCGAACCACAAGCAAAGAAUACGCCAAAGAAAUUAAUGAUGUAUUAGUACGAAGGUAUUCUUAAGGAUCGAUUUUAAUCACACGGCCCACGGCAAUUGUAAAAUGGACCCUCGAUUUUUGAGCCAGAUGAUGGUGUUAGAUAACGGCAGAGAGUAUCCCGGGCAGCAUGCGUAAGCACAAGAGAGAGAGCCAGGCACUUGCCUGCAGGCCCGCCACAUCCCGAGAACGCAACCAGACUCCAAGCUCCUUCAUCUGAUACCCACACAAGCCACACAGAGGAUAUGCAGUGCUCGAUAACAUUGGAAAGAGAUGUAAACGGUGGGAAAAUAGUGAAGAUGGUUAACAAUGUUAAGAAUACUAGCAAAAAGGACUACAAUCUUGACAACAUUGUUGAUCAACAGUGCACAAGAUACCAAGACAUCCAGGAACAAGGUAGCACGCUUCGUGCAGGCAUGCCCACUUGUUCAGUGGACCAGACAGAGGCCGUACGUCGAUAUUACGCUGCUUUCCCGGCGCUAAAGAAAGGGCAAGAGUCGCCGCUGCAGUACUAUCUACCGCCUCCCGCCUGGUGUCGCAAGUCAGACGCAGAUCAAAAAGUCAACAUGCAAAGUGAACUGUCUAUGAUCAGUAAAGAUUGGAACUCCAAGAAGAAGUUAAAGGAACGUCGCAACUCUUACCACGGGCAGAGGAAAAAUAACAAGAAGCGCUGCAAUAGUUACAGUCGGUCUUUUGAAAGUAAGGAGUGUCUGCCGGAGUGGGUCACGCACGAGGGUGUGUGGGAUAUGGACACGCAGGACCCCGUUAAAGAGUUCAUCAGGGCUAUAGCGCUCGACGAGGGCUACGGUACUUGCGAGAACACCGUCACGGACGAACUGAAGGAGAUAGCUCAGGUCAAGUUCAGAUUAAACCAGAACAUGGUGCCGGCGUGGGACGACAGCCUCGAUCUAGAUACCGAGUGGGUCAUAAACGACAACCUCAACCCUAGGGUCCGCACCCCCAUGGAGGACGAGAUGUACGCGAAGUUCGAGGCAAAGUUUGACCGCUCGAUCGAAGCUCUUUGGAAAGAUCAGAAUACUCCAGAUGACGAGUACCAGGAUCUGCCGAUAGACUUUCAGGACCUGUUGUCUUCGCCGUCGGACAACCUGUUCGCGGACCCGUCGGUGGAGAAGAGCAUGAUGUCCUUGACGGAGAGCAUAUGGUCGAAUGCUUCGGAGCGCGAAUCACCGUCGCGGCUGGCGGAGGCGCUGCACGACCGCUUGCGGCCGCUGCAGCUGGCGGAGGCGGAAGCGGAGGCAGAGGUGGGAGCGGUGGCGAUAGCGGACCCGGCCGAUAGCUUCGCAGUCUAUUCCGACGUGGACAUCUACGAUGCGGCCGAGAAUGUGGCCUGCACUAUGCGCUCGCUCACCGCCAUCAACCAUAGCCGCGAUCGCAGCGGCUUCGUCGAGGUACCCCCUUGCUCCCGGCCGCGGCCGCCGCCCUUGCCGCCGGCCGCAGCCCCGGCGGCGGCGGCGGCGGAGCCCGCGCCCUCGCGCCCCGGCUCGGACCUGCUGAGCUCGGCGCGCACGCACUUCCGCCCCAUCGAGCGCGACGCCGGCGCGCGCUACCGCGACGGCGACACCUUCGACAUCCGCGGCGACCUCGACCCCGUGCCCUUCCGCCGCAGCGACUCCGGCGGCGUCUACAUCGAGGGCUCCACGGAGCGCUACCUCGAGUACCGCCAGGACAAGACCAUCGACUACGGCCGCCUCCGCCUCACCGCCGCCCAGCGCUGCCCCGACUUGGACGACGACGCGUUCAAGCUGCGCUUCCCUCUCCGGCAGCGGGACGCCGCCGUCCAGACGGACCGCGCCGAGCUCUGGUGCGAGGACUGCGGCGGCUCCGCUAAGAAGAAGCGCCCGAGCGCGAUGGAGAGCAUCUGGACGUGCGACGUGACCGCCUGCGACUCCUGUCCGGUCGCCGAGCCCGUUCCGAGACCGGCGUUGCCUCCGGACGAGUUGACGCGCGACUGGGAGGAGCUGCUCUCGGACAUAAGCGCGGCGCACGCCGGUUACACGGCGCCGGAGGCCCCGGACCGCAAGCGGAGGCACUCGGCGGCGCUACGCUGCGCCGCCGCGUGCUCUCACCCGCACGCCCGCUUCCUCGCGUGCUGCACGCUCCUCGACCGCCCGCUGACUCGCUAGUUCCACCCCGACGGAAAACUCGGCUACCCUAUGCGGCCCCUAGACUUGAAACGGAACCAUUGAGGACCCAUUGAGAGUAGGAAUUCGAAAAGUACAAAAGCCUGGCCUCGAAAAGCAGAUUACUUAGGCCAAAAUGGAUAUAAAAUCUUGCCGUGAACAUACUAAUUCCUGGGUGUUCUUUUGGUUCCUGUUACAAAUCUACGACAGAAGAAAAUUUUCAAGAGUUGACAUUCAGUUUGAAGCAAUAAGUCUCUGUUACGUGUGUUUUAGUAUUCAGUGUUCAUUAGUAGAGGAAUUCACCUUGCGGGAGUUAUUAAAUUCGCGUUAACGAUUCGAUUACGUAAUGUUCCGGCAGUCGAGUUUCUCGGUGCGGUGUCGAUCCGUGGAACACUCGGCGGCGAAGCGAUUCGCUGUCGAAUGUGGUAGAGUGCAGAUCUUUUGUGAGUAGCAGUUUCGAUUUUUGAUAGCCCCAAUAUCGCAUUGGCGAGGAUACUUUUGAGUGACACUGUUAUACUGUAAAGACCUUUCAUCCGUUUGAAAACAUCAGUAUCCGAGUUGAUGUGAUUUCGGGGCGUCACUCUAGUUAAGUUUCUUUAAAGGAAACCAUCUGCAUUCUGUGUAUAUAUCGCCUUUUAUUCAUCAAGUGUAUUGUUAUUUCGAUAAAUAUCUAUGUGAGAGCAAUUUGACGCGUCCUUGACUGAUGUGGGUGUUUCGACACACUUUCGAGUUGCAUAAUGCGAAGAAAGUUAGCAAUAAAAUAGGAUUAGAGGAGCCUUGAAAGUUGAGUUUACCGGACAGUGUUGCAAGGCUAGACAUGUGCUAACAUAUCUUAUGACUGUAGAUAUUGCGGGAGGAGUUUAAUGUAACAUUAAUUUUAGUUAAACAUUUUCUUUGUAGCGAUUUCAUAUUGAUGUGACGCUGCUCGGUGGAAUGCUCGCGCUCGACGACAUGAUCAACAAUAUUUGGUGUGGAUUGAUUAAUGUGAGAAAAUGUUUCAAAUUUUGCGAUUCAUUUCAAGUAAUUCUCUUACUAAAUUUUGUUUCAGAUUGUUUGUGGCAUAAAGUUAUAGCUGUUCAUAUUUUAAUCGUAGAUUCGUUAUAGUUUAGCUGUCGCAACGCUAACCUGAGCGCUAGCAUUCCACAUCGAGCACAGAGGACGAUUUUAAUAUAAUUCUUACAAUAAUAUCGUCCAAAAUUGUUUAAAAAUUGUUAUUAUAAAGUGUAGGUAAAGCAGCUAUUUUAUUUUUGUUAGUAUUUUUUCGUUUACGUUUUCUGGCGAUCUAAAUUCAAUUUUAAAUGUUGAAACGGUAUAGGAAUAUCGUUCUGUUACUUCGGUCGGAGUCGGAUUGCGUACGCGACGAUACGUCCGCGGUUCGAAGAGAGGAUGGUUUGUUUUAGCGGUUUGUCCAUAUGUCUAAGUUUUAUACGCGGCGAUUUUAUUGAGUAGCCGCAAUAUGUAAUCUUAGGACGGCGGGCCCUUGAGGGAGGGCAGUACCCGGUGUUGUACUUGUAUGUACACACGACGGUCUGCUCGGGGUCGGGGGAGGCCCGCCGGUAGAGGUAACGAGAGGAGGGCGUGCCCGGCGCCCUAUAUGGUUGGUAGGAUUUUUGCGCCGCCCCCGCUUGUAAUUUCCCCACAAUUUUGAACCGAGAAUACCUAUUGUUGGAAGUUUUUUUUCCUUAUGAAAUAAUGGUGCGGCGCUAAUACAAGCGGUGGCGGCAAAUUGUAACAUAAUUUACUGCUAAUAUGAAUUGUAACGGUUCAUAUAGGCGUAACUGUUAUAUUAUAGUUUAUGUAAAGCAUAAGAAGUGCAUGUUAUAUUUUCUUAUAUCCUCAUUUUAUAGAGGGCGGUUCUAGGCGGAGCGUCGGGAGGUACUGACGAGUUUGAUUACGCGGUACGCUUGCCGAGCCCGCGUGUUAGGCCCCGUCAAUACUUUAUUUAUUUCAUUUAAAACCAUGCCUAGUUACAAUUUCAUAAAGGUUAAUGUUUCACGCAGAUUUUGCUACUUUAUAUGUCGUGUUUUUAUAUAUUUUUUUGUAGUGUGAUUUACUUUUGUUUGUAAUAACUGAAAACGAAAAAAUAUAGAAAAAAAACAUUACAAAAUUUCCGUUAGAAAUGCUAAUAAUGUAUAUAUUGUAUACUAUCGUGAAUUUAAUGUGUAGUCUUUUCAGUUUUUAUUAUGUAUGUAUUGUUGUAUGUUUUAUUUGGUUUGUUUGAGUGGUUGAAAUGUCCAGCCGGGACUCACCAUGUCGCGUUUUGGACAUAUCAGGCACUGAAAUAAGCUUCAGAUAAUCUGUUUAUACAUUAACUCAUUAGUAUGGUGGAGUAUUUUUAAAGUCAUUCAACUAAUUAAUUCAUUUCUAUUACGUCACAGUUCAUUGAUUCCAUCAGUUUUAUUUUCUGUCAUAAGUUUAUAUAUUGUACUUAUUAAUAUUCGCUAAACGAUACCUUGAUAAAAAAAAUGUUAAAAAAUCUCAAAAAAAUGUUAUAUAGAGUCAAGUUUGCAUAUUAUAUUAUGUUUGAUUAGAUAUUAAUCUCAUGUAAUGUGCCUAUGCACUUGAUGUCAUGCUUCGUAACACCUCGAAGCGAGUUAAGUUGGUGGCGGCUGAAAAAAGGGGACGCUAUUUGCACGAACACCGAGUUGCUGCCAACUUCGUCGUGUUGUGCCAAUUAACAUUAAAGUUGGCACAACAUAACAUACAGCUUGGCCGUCGAAUUUACUUGCAAACACUUCAUAUUGAACAUACGAGCAUAUCAUCCAGCUUUGAAGUCUGCAAGUGAUUCAAGGACCAAGCUAGUCCCCGAAAUCACUUACACUUACGCCCAACGCGGAAGAGCUUUUCGCCAUAACGUAUCGGUAAUUCGAAAGUUUAACAGUCAGCGAAUUGUUGUACUGAUCUUUGUUUACAUAAUGUUAUCUAUAAUAUGUUUAGUCGAGAGCGACACGAAUUUUCUUCUUCCAUUCGGACACGUAGCUUUCACAGCACACGAUUUAAACCGCCGUGAGCUCUCGACGGUCAAGUCGGCCUGUAACCGAUAGCGGACAGCCUUGGUUACGUGCAUAUUUGUGUACCUGUCGAACUAUUUUUUCCAAGUUUAAAAUCAUUAGAAAUAAAGAUUAUCUUAUAGACCGGGGUAGGAGCAGUCUGCGCAGGGAUUUCACGUCAGGCUUCAUUCGAAGAUUCGCACCGAUCUUGUGCAGUCAGCAGUAGUGUUUACGCAGAAUAACAUUUUAAAAUGAUGUGCACUUGCCGCAUUAUCACAUAGGCAUUAGAGUUAGACCAAGAAAAGUCUGCAGCGAUGUUGAUAGCAGUGCAAGUGUUAUUUAUACGUCAUAAUUUCAUAGAAGUUUGACGUUUAUAAUAACGUGCAAUAAAAUCUUGCUGGCGGAAAAGCGACAUGAUUCGUGUGUAUCGCGUGUGCGUAUGUUGCGACGAAAUUCAUGUGCGGAUUAUUUUGAACACUUUUACGUAGCUUCAUUUACUGCUGAAUGUACCUUUCCUAAAUUAUCAAAUUUACUGCUAAAUCUGUAACAAAAACGCCUUCUGUAUUUUUAAAUCACUUUCUGUACCUUUUGACACCCUAUUUGAUUUUGUAAGUAAAUAUAGAGAUAGAAAGUACUAGUAAUAUCGAAAUGUAAAGUUAAAUUUGUAAGUUUUGGUCUUUAGAUUUUACCUAGGCCUUACGGAAUUCAGUAAAGAUUGUUUAGCAGUGGUAUCCCUGAUAAUAGUUACCAUUUUCAUAAUGUUAGGUUGUGCUCACUACUCUGGUACUUGCCACCUAUGGAAGAAAAUAAAAAAUAAACAAUC